UCCAGAUAGGCAGCGUGAGGAGAGAGAGCGUUGGAACAGGGACUUCCCUGAGCCUCCAUCAUCUGCAGGGAGGGAAAAACACUCACACACACACUGCCUCCCACACACACACACGCACACUCUGCUGAGAGCUAGCAAGGGGCUUUAAACAGCUUCACACAUAACCGAGACAAAGGGACUGUAACCUGCCACAAUGGAAGAAAACAUGGAUGAAUCGCAAAGCCAGAAAGGCUGUAAGGAGUGCUGCGAGCGAUGUGUGGGCAGCCUGCCCUGGGCGUCGCUCAUCGCCACCAUCCUCCUCUACAUGGGCGUGGCCUUGUUCUGUGGGUGUGGCCACGAGGCUUUGAGUGGCACCGUCACCAUCCUCCAGAACUACUUUGAAGUCAUCAGAGCCCCGGGAGACACUCUGGAUGUGUUCACCAUCAUCGACAUCCUGAAGUACAUAAUUUAUGGCCUUGCAGCUGGAUUCUUUGUGUUUGGAGUGCUGCUGCUGGUGGAGGGCUUUUUCACCACCGGAGCCAUCCGCGAUCUCUACGGAGAGUUCAAGAUCACUGCCUGCGGACGCUGCCUUACUGCAUUCCUGAUGUUCCUGGCCUACCUGUUCUUCCUGGUGUGGCUCGGGGUGACAGCAUUCACCAGCCUGCCGGUCUUCAUGUACUUCAACGUUUGGUCCAUGUGUCAGAACACCAGCUCGGUGGAGGGAACCAACCUCUGCCUGGACCUGCGUCAGUUUGGAGCGGUGACCAUCUCCGAGGAGAGGAAGUUGUGCACGCAGUCCGAGAAGUUCGUCAAGAUGUGCGAAUCCAACGAGCUGGACUUGACCUUCCACCUGUUCGUGUGCGCACUAGCAGGAGCAGGAGCUGCUGUCAUCGCCAUGGUGCACUUCCUGAUGGCUCUAGCCGCUAACUGGGGCUACCUGAAGGACGCCAGUCGGAUGCAGAAGUACGAGGACAUCAAGUCGAAGGAGGAGCAGGAGCUGCACGACAUCCACUCUACACGCUCCAAAGAACGCCUCAAUGCCUACACAUAAACACGCCGCCACGAGGAACGACACACACACACUUACCUGUCAGACACACACGCACACACGGGUGAAAAAGAUUCAUUCAAACAAAUUUACAGACACGAGUAGGCAGAAAUUAGAGGAUAAGAAACCCAUGAGAUCACCGACGCCCUCCUCAUCCUCAGCUCUUCAUUGCUGGUCUGCUCCAAGUUUAACACGAUAAAUCGUCCAGAUUCACCGAACCUAAAGCGGUCAGACAUUUUAGUCUGAAGGUUUCUGAAUGUGAUGGUGUGAGUUUUCAGGCCUUUCAGAGUAAAAUGCUGCACAAACAAAAGUUCUCACUGCAUAACACAAACCAGCGUAACGAGGAAAUGCCAAAAAUCACCGCGGACGAACCCAAAGAAGGAGAAUUAUUUCAAUCUGAUCGCCUAAAGACUCCAAACAGUAACGAUCUACAGCAGACGCAUGAGGACGGCGUCCGUGAGCUCAUCGUCAACACACACACACACACACACACACACACACACGGAGACAUGUAGAUGUGACUGAAUGGUCGGUGUUGUUUGGUGGUGUCAUGCUGUGUUGUGUCGUUCGCCACGCUAUGAUGAUGGUGUCACAGAGAAAUAAGGUCCCCGAGGAAAUUUGUGCCUCCCGGGUACAAAUGGGUAGCUUUGCCAACUCCCCCCACCCCCUCCUUUCUCCCUCCCUGACCUCUGACCUCUUCACGUUGAGCCCAGUUUCAUUAGUUGUUUCAUAGUUUCUCGUGUGGUCGUUUGCGGCGGUGGGGGGUGGGGCGAGGUUUUGGAAACAAAAGCACUGGAUUGGUUAACAUCCAGCAGGUGGUCGGAGACCCGCCUGAGGUUAGCGUUGAGCUCGAGCUUUGGUUAUAGCGUUUUCAACCAUAACCACGGGCCGAUCACGACGACCUGCAGGAGAGAUUUUACCCGUUAAUUGCGGAGCGCCGAUGAUCGCAGAAGAAUCGAUGUCACGAACACGACCAAAUUCUCUCAAUGCGUCUCUAUUUCUGCGUAUCGUAUUCUUCUUUUUAUUCUGAGGCUGACAGCACGCACGGUGGCAGCGGGGGUGCAGCUAGUGAAACGGGGCUCCCUCCUCCCCCCCUCUUCGUCCCCUGAUUGUACAAACUUGUGAUUCGUCCUCAGAAACAGCACAUCUUAGCAGCACAAAGUCUUUUAGUCAUCAUCUCAUCCGUCUGUUACGUAACGUUUUCUCACUUUUCAGGGAUUUUGCCACAUUUUUAUUCGGAUUCUUUCAGUGUGAUUUUAGCACCGGGGUAUUUAAACGGGGGGGGGCUGUAACAUUACCAGGUGAUGAUUCAGUAUUUCAGCGAUUCUGCACACACACACACA
This is a messenger RNA of Haplochromis burtoni (Burton's mouthbrooder), 2370 nucleotides long. Its product is annotated as neuronal membrane glycoprotein M6-a. The coding region runs from base 194 to 1030 and encodes 278 amino acids. Gene Ontology annotation, cellular component: plasma membrane; neuronal cell body; axonal growth cone. NCBI's taxonomy places the organism in Eukaryota, Metazoa, Chordata, Actinopteri, Cichliformes, Cichlidae. Gene Ontology annotation, biological process: neuron projection development. The record is from RefSeq and is a predicted model, not a curated record. The transcript has 7 exons.